Molecule: messenger RNA, 699 nt
Organism: Panicum virgatum (switchgrass)
Lineage: Eukaryota; Viridiplantae; Streptophyta; Magnoliopsida; Poales; Poaceae
Exons: 2
Coding region: 1-699 (232 amino acids)
Source: RefSeq, a predicted model, not a curated record
AUGGCCGGUAAAAAGAGGCCCCAGACUGACCUCGUGGUGCCCGAGGCUGUUUCUGCCUCGGACGCCUCCCGUGAUGAUGCCGCCGUCGCCGAGGCACCGGCGAAGAAGAAGAAGCUGGCCAUGGAGAGAAAGAAGCAGAGGAAGGAGUCCGACGCCGCCAAGCCGCCGCGGGAGGCGCGGCGCGCGGCGGCCGGUCUGCGGCGAGCUCGCACGGCGGCGUCCAAGGCGCGGAGCCAGCGAAUCGGGCUGAGCGCUCACCGGAGCAGCAGCACCCACCGCAGCGCGCUGUCACACCCGGGUGUGACACGCGCCGAGGAGGCGCGGCGUGCACAGCCGCUCCGCGCUCUCCCCUUCACUCUCCGCGGACCCAUGGCGACCAGGCCAUCCCUCUCCAUGGCGGCCAGGCUGGCGGCGCCUCCCUCGCAACCUCCAAGCGGCGGCAGGCACGACCUCCUUCCCUCCCAGCCUCCUCCACGGCGAGCGGCGCGGCUACGGUGCGGCGGCGGCGGACCCCGCGGCGAGCACCUGUCUCCGCGAGCUCCUGCGGCAUGGUGGCCUCCGCCCUGCUCCUUUACCCUGGAUCCGGCCGUCGAGGCGAGCCGGGGCAGCCGGCGUGAGGUGGCGAGGCCCGCGCGCGGCGUCGCAGCCCGCGCCCGGCGGAGCUGCGGCAAGGCGAAGCGGCGGCGCGCGCGCAUGUGA